AUGCCUCGAACUACAAGACAAAAAUCGCCUCGCAAUGCAAUCAGUUUCAGAGAACCAACUCAAUCCAAGAAAAACAAAUUGAAAGUCUUCAAGAAACCGUAUUACGAUAGGAUGAACGAAUCAGUCUCUCUACGAUCAAACGUCUUAACUUCAAAUCAUGAUUUACAGAACGCUCUUUAUGACACGAAGGCUAUGGCUUAUGCUUUCAAUGAGCUUCAAAGUCAGGUUUUGUAUCUGAAGCAGCCAAAGAUAUCAAUGACCACGCCCAGAUCCAUCAUAGUAAACAAAUUACUGAACCCGCCGCUUUCAACUGCCAAAGACUCCCGUCCUCCCAUGCCUAUUCAAAUUCAAAUGGCCAAGGAUCUCAAAGCGACCCUCGAUAGGGAGAUGGGUGCUAAUGAAGCUCUCUAUAUUUACACCAAAUUCGAAGACUGGCUUGGUACCGAAGCUCUGCAGUCGGUGAUACUCGUCACCUGCUGUGUGUGCCAGAAAGUCAGGUUCAGGCAAGCUGCUGGCUUCUCUAAGCCUAGGCCCCUCAACGAAUUUAUUGACAGAGACCUCAGGUUGGGAUGCCAACAUCCUGUCUGUUCAACCUGUUUUCUCAAAUCAAUUUUCUCGUCUUUAGCACGAUUAAGAGAGACUUGGUGGAAAGCUCGAAGCUUAGAGAUAUGCUUGCCAUGUCCUUGUGGCUGCUCCCCCGCAGGAGUUCACAUAAAUGAUCGCAGCUCUUUAUUGCAGGUAUUACAGUACCUAGGGAAUGAAAAGGCUGAGUUCUCGGUGAUCAGAAUUUAUGACACAAUUCUGCAGCUAAUGCAAUCCCUUUAUUUUGUCGAACCCCCACUCACAUCAAAAGCCAGAAAGGUGGCAGCACGUCUGCAUUUCAGUAUGAUGAAAAAUGGCUUAAUGCAUUCGCCCUUUGACGAGAGAUAUAGACGCCAAACUCGAAGCGAGGCUGGAUCACCGUUGAAAGCAGACUUCAACCAUGUUGAACUAUAUAACAUCGACGAAGGCCGGAAAACAUUACAAGUCCCUAUCUUCACACAAUUGCUCCGGACUGAGAAGACUCCCAUUGACUGCGUCAUCUGUGCUGAAUCUAUCCAUAACGUCUCCUAUGAUGCUGUCGAUGAAUGGAUAGAAGUCUGUGUUGAGUUCGAUGGUGAUUGGGUAUGGAAGAUCUCACGAUUCCCCAAGAUAUUGCGAGCAAGGUGCAAACAUACAAUCAAUUUCUGCACGUCUUGCUUACAAAAACAUAUUGGAUCCCAGUUGGAACAGCUAGGCAAGAGCGCCUGCGACAGCAUCCGUUGUCCGUCUCAAACAUGCCAACGGUUGCUCACCUACGAAGAAGUACAGCUAUAUGCAAAGCAGGAGACAUUUGCCCAGUGA
Messenger RNA from Fusarium fujikuroi IMI 58289, 1383 nucleotides. RefSeq lists its product as uncharacterized. Gene Ontology annotation, biological process: positive regulation of proteasomal ubiquitin-dependent protein catabolic process; ubiquitin-dependent protein catabolic process; protein polyubiquitination. NCBI's taxonomy places the organism in Eukaryota, Fungi, Ascomycota, Sordariomycetes, Hypocreales, Nectriaceae. The record is from RefSeq and is a predicted model, not a curated record. Gene Ontology annotation, cellular component: cytoplasm; ubiquitin ligase complex. The transcript is spliced from 4 exons. Gene Ontology annotation, molecular function: ubiquitin conjugating enzyme binding; ubiquitin protein ligase activity. Bases 1 to 1383 code for a protein of 460 amino acids.